Messenger RNA from Fusarium musae, 1278 nucleotides. RefSeq lists its product as uncharacterized. The record is from RefSeq and is a predicted model, not a curated record. Gene Ontology annotation, molecular function: monooxygenase activity; FAD binding. Lineage: Eukaryota; Fungi; Ascomycota; Sordariomycetes; Hypocreales; Nectriaceae. Gene Ontology annotation, biological process: secondary metabolite biosynthetic process. The transcript has 2 exons. The coding region runs from base 1 to 1278 and encodes 425 amino acids.
AUGAAGAAGCAACACAUCGUCAUUGCAGGCGGAGGCCUAGGAGGUCUCACAGCAGCGUGCAGAUUGGCACGUGACGGCCAUAAAGUCGACCUUUUCGAGAGAUCACAAUCGCUGUUUACCGCGAGCGGAGCCAUCUUUGUCAGAUCAAAUGGCGUCAGAUGUUUCUACCGAUGGCAGAUGGGCGAAGCCUUUGAAGCUGUGACUGCCCCGAUCAAAGAGCACGAGACUCGGAAUGGCAACACGAAUGAACUGUUGCAUACUCUCGAUCCUGGGAUUUACUCUGAGUUUCCGGAAUGGUCCACUGAUCGCCAGGCCUUGCAGACCGUUUUGUACGAUGAGGCUUGUAAGGCCGGAGCCAAAGUGCACUUUGGAAACGAGAUCGUCACGGUCGAGGAAGAUGAUCAUGCUGCGUGUGCAACUAGCAAGGAUGGCACCAGAGUCACGGCGGAUUUAAUCUUGGCAGCCGAUGGGAUAUCCUCUCGUCUGAGGUCUCAGGUUCUCUUUCACGUUGACCCAUCCCGUCUCACCGUGAUCCGAGCACCUUCGACACACUACCCGACUGAAAUACCUGCUGAGAUGCUCGUCAAUGACGACAGAACAAAAUUCCUCUAUCAGCAGCCCGAGUCUGAGAACGGAAUCAUGUGGGCUGGCCACGGUGGUUAUGCUAUCGGCAAGUACAAUCACCAUCGAGGCCUGUUCAACAUUAUGUUCUCGAUUCAGCACGGUGAUGCAGAUAGCGAAGCCAGCGAGAAAAAGCUUUUUGACGCGACUGAUGACAGCGAAAUUGUCAGGAGUUUCUUCUCCUCGUUCAAUCCUACGGUCGUUGCUUUGGCAAAUAUGGUACAGAGCUGUUCCCGUUGGCGCCUAGCGAGACUGGAGCCCCUAAGUACGUGGUCGAGUCCGAAGCGGAGGCUGGUACUUCUAGGAGACUCUGCACACGCGAUGCUUCCGAACCUGGCAGAAGGGUUCAGCUCUAUAGUGGAAGAUAUAGAUGCAUUGUCUAUACUGUUCUCGGAGAGCAGCUGGAACGUGCCGACAACGAUCGAGACCUGGGAGAAGAUUCGCAUUCCUAGGGUUACAAGGCUUCAGAAUGGCUCAACGUGGAAUUAUAAGCUGUACAACUCUGGCAAACCCCCGGGGUCCGAGUUGACGGACGAGCAAAGAGCCUUACCUAUGGGUGGAGGCGACGGCAACGCGCCAUUCAACACUUUGCCUUUUGAUAAAUGGAUGUUUGACUAUGACAUGGCUCAAGAGGUCCGACUUGCAAUGAAAGCCUAG